GCCAGCAGCCUCGCCUUGACGGGUCGUCGGCAGGCCGACCGGCCGCCCGGGACGGCGCGGCUCGCCUCGCCCCCGCGCGCCAGCUAUAAAACCUGCCCCCACCUGCUCGCCCCCCAGCUGACCUGACCUAAGUACCUAACCACCACCGCCUCCACCGCAGCGCCAGAGGCCAAGAAGGACGCGAGCGCGCUCGAUCCUCUUCUCGUUCUCGAUCCCGGGCUCGCUCCGGUCAGCAGCAGCAGGACGGCGGCGGAGAUGGUGGCGGCGAUCGCGGUGGCCUCGGCGGGGCUGGGGAUGCUGGCGGGCGUCGCGAUGGCCAGCCGGGCGCCCUCGUCCUCGCAGGGCGCCGCGCCGUGGGCGCCCGGCCCGGCCGCGCUGCGGUGGGGCGGCGGCGGCGGCGCGCCGCGGUGCGAGGCGUGCGGCGGGUCCGGCAAGGAGGAGUGCCGCCUGUGCGAGCGCUGGUCCGACGCCGGGGCCAGGGGGAGCCGCCGGUCCGGGUGCGGCGCGUGCGCGGGGACGCGGCGGGCGCCCUGCCGGAGCUGCGGCGGGUCCGGGAACGGGCGGCGCGCGCCCGUGCGGGUCGCCACCUCCGCGCGCGCGGCCCCGACCGCCAGGGCUGCCCGAUGAGACGAGACGGCGACGCGUCCGCGCCUCCUGGCCUCUCCUCGACCCGGGCUCCCGGAUCGUGGAUGAAGGCUCUGUACUCUGCGGCGACCUGCCGGGGCAGACAGAGGAACCACGACGUCGGCUUGUUUCUUGGAAAAAAUUUGAAGAAAAAUUUUGUAACAUACGGAGUAUACAUAGUUUGUAGUACAGUAGAUUUAUCGAUUUGAUCAAUAUAUAUAUUUGCAUACCAAGAUUGAUUCCAACCAUCUCGCC
Molecule: messenger RNA, 879 nt
Organism: Panicum virgatum (switchgrass)
Lineage: Eukaryota; Viridiplantae; Streptophyta; Magnoliopsida; Poales; Poaceae
Exons: 1
Coding region: 256-627 (123 amino acids)
Source: RefSeq, a predicted model, not a curated record